AAUCUUCUCCACCUCUGACAUGAGCCAAUGCCUAGGUGUUCAGCAGCAGCACGCUGAUUAUUUGCUUCAGUAGGAAAGUAAGGAGAAACGACUUCCACCAGCAUUUUCCAACUCAUCCGUGGCAGCCAAAGAAAGCUAUCACCCAGUUCGUCUAUAUAAUAGCGGCUGCUGACUACUGCUUGCAUGACACUUCCAAGUGGGACACGACAGUUAAUCUAUCCGUAACGAUACACUACAUCUAUUUUAUUCACACUGCGGGAAGCAGAACUUGCAGGGCACAAGGCACCACUUACAGAAAGAAUCUCUAUCUCUAUUCCAUGGAUGUUAAAUAAACACGUCUGAUCCAAUUCAAUCAUAUGGAAUCUGAGAAGGAAGAGUUUUCUCCGCUGGAUAAUGAAAUGGUGAACUCGCAGUCUGGUUUUGUGCACAACCAAGAGCUGUUCACUUCGUCAAUCAUGCAGGACCAAUCAAAUUUGACAUUUUCUUCAGGAUCUCUGGAUAAUGAAUGUUCCCCCAUCAAUCAACCAGAGGACGCAAUGUUAGAGAAACCAGGUCCUGCCUCCUCAUGUUUACAUAUGGACACCUAUGGAAGCCACACAAUUGACAUCAACAUUCAGGGGGAAAGAAAGAACUCAGAUUCUUCCAUGAGCCCCACUUUGUCACCUCCCCAAGAACACAUCCAAAUGGGAUUCCCAAGCAAAUCCUCCCCUAGAGAGUUAUUCAGAAGAUAUAGCUGUGAUGACACAACAGAGAGGAGCUACAGCAAUUUCAUCAAGGACAGAAAUCAGUUUAAUCCGUACAAGAGGCAGUUUAGUGAUGUUUUCCCCAAUACCCUCGAUUCUCUCUCACUUUCGGAGAAAACGUUCAAAGAAAUAAACAGGAUAGACACUUUUGAAGAUAUGUGUGCCCCGCCUGGUCCUGAAUACAUUGAGCCAUUUGCCCCACAUAUGCCGGAUAUCUCAACAGAACAAGCCUGGUGUAACUCAGUGCAGUACAACUCUACUCCUGAUGAAGAUUCCCAGCUUAUGUUGGGCUCGGUAGUCAAAAUAAAGUCUUCGGCCAUGGGCCAGCAGGAAAAAGAGCAAAGAAUGUACUGGACUCAGACACAGCAGCUAUACUGUAGCCCACAAUCAUUUCCACAGUAUUCCACUGGGGGAAGUUUCCCGGUGUCCUACAUUUCCACAGCUCAAUACCCUUACCAAAGGAUCGCACCUCAAGCAAGCAUGGAAACCCAGCAGCCCCUCUAUCCAAAGCCAAUCUAUUCAUACAGCAUACUAAUAUUUAUGGCCCUGAAGAACAGCAAGACGGGGAGUCUGCCUGUGAGUGAGAUUUAUAAUUUUAUGACGGAGAACUUCCCGUACUUUAAGACAGCUCCAGACGGCUGGAAGAAUUCCGUGCGGCACAACCUGUCUCUGAACAAAUGCUUUGAAAAAGUAGAGAACAAAUCUGGAAGUUCCUCCCGUAAAGGGUGCCUAUGGGCUUUGAAUCCUGCCAAGAUUGAAAAAAUGCAGGAGGAAUUACAAAAGUGGAAAAGGAAAGAUCCAGUAACCGUGAGAAAAAGCAUGGCAAAGCCAGAAGACCUUGAUAAGCUCAUAGGAGAGAGAACUGAAAAGCUGAGGUCUUCGCUGUUGGCACAUAAUGGCGCUGGUCUUGUGAACUCCACCACUAUGCAGUUAUCUAUGCAGACGUCAUUGUGUGAGACGACCAUUUCCCCAAUGCCUGUACCACUACAAUCUGUGCGGGACAUUUCAGCAUCUUUGCAGGACAACUCACAUCUUGUGAGGCAACAGCCUCCAUGUUAUACUCCAUUACCCCAUGACAUUCCCCUGAUCUCACCAGCUAUGAUACAGCAGCCCCGUGGCAUUUCCCAUAAUCAUUUUUCAUCACCUGACAACCAAAGUGACCUAAGAGCUCAACCCAUCAAUCCUCAGGACUCCCCAAUCCCUGCCCACACCCCUCCGCAUCAGACCAUGAAUUUACUGACGCAACACUCACCAACAAGGACAAUGCAGGAGAACCUCGCUGAAGUGGAGCUCAGUAAUGAUAUUGAUGAUCUCAAUCCUUCUCUUACAGAUUUUGAUUUUCAAGGGAGCCUUUGGGAAGAGCUUAGAGAUGACAGCCUGGUUUUGGAUCCCCUAAAUCUUGUUUCUCCCUCUCCAACACCGCCUCCUCCUCAGUAUUUUGUGCAUAACUCCGCCAGCAAAGGCUUCAGCAAUGGGACUGGCUCCCCAAAUAAUAACUUGAAUAUGAGCUAUGGAGACAUACAUCUCACCACUGUGUAUUCCUCGUUUGUGGAACUUGACAAACAAAUGCCGUCGUAUCUCAGUACUUGUGGGAGCAAACACCUUGCAAUAGUUUGACCAUAUACUCAACAUCUACUCCCAUCAUCUGAUAAAGAAACCUUCUGCACCCAUAGAGACAAUAACCUUACAGCGGGAAAUACUUCUUUGGACCUUUGUUAAAUAAAAUAUAUUUUGCAGAUCCUUUGGGUUGAGGUACAUUUGAUUGAUGUUCCUGGAACACAACUCUUUAAAUUCUGUAUUGAAAAGUGACUUUCUGAAAAACCGAUGAACUGCCAAAGUAAUGCACCAAAGGCAAAAGAAUAACAGGCCCAGCACUACACUGCCACAAAUGAAGAUACGCUUAAAGAGACGAGACAUAAAAUUUGCGUUUGCUGUCUUUACAGACUGAAUAUUGACUUUUUAUUAUAGGGUAAUUCCAUUUAAUGAUGGGAAAAUUGAAGUUGUACCAUAUCAAUGAUUUUUGGAUUUGGCUCAUUAACAAACAGAAACAGAACCCUUAUUUGUAUCAUCAAAUUUGAACAAUUUUAAAUGUCUUUUAAGUUACCCAGAGCUUUAAAGUCACUUGAAUUUAAGUUUGGAUUUUUUUGGGGGUAAACAAUCAAGGGCUGAUUGAUUGAUAUCUGGGUUUGCAAUUUGCCACAGUUUUGAGAUAAUGUGUAAAAGUUUGCCACAAUCGAUCGCAGGUUUGUUUUUGCAGAGGACACAUUUCUUCUCUAUAGCAAUUGUUUCCUUAGGGCUGGUUGGAGGUGGUAAGAUUUUGAUUUUUUUUCAAUCUCGUUUCGAAAAGUGGCGUUUGUUUUAUUUAGCCAUGACAACUUGCAGAAAAUCACAAAAUUUAAUAAAAUAGAACUUUAGCCAAAUCCAGAUGUUGGUGAAAAAAAUGCCUGGAUGUGACCAAAGUCUGGAUUCGGUGCACGGUAUUUUCAGUAACCGAUUACAGCAGCGCACUCCGGACUUCCAUAGAAGCCAAAUCCAGGAUUCAGGUUUAAAAAGUUCUAUAUUUUAUUUUUACAUCUGACAUACAAACAAGCGUCUGAGGUCUGACGCGUUUCGUGUCUACACACUGCCUCAAGGCAUUCCCUAAUUUGUAUUUGCUAUAAUGGAUAGUGUUGCUAAUAAUGUAUUCUGCAUAAAGCACAAGAUGAACCAA
Xenopus laevis (African clawed frog) is the source of this 3453-nucleotide messenger RNA. It is a transcript of the gene foxn1.S, whose product is annotated as forkhead box N1 S homeolog. Gene Ontology annotation, cellular component: nucleus. Bases 357 to 2360 code for a protein of 667 amino acids. Lineage: Eukaryota; Metazoa; Chordata; Amphibia; Anura; Pipidae. The transcript is spliced from 10 exons. Gene Ontology annotation, biological process: regulation of transcription by RNA polymerase II; regulation of DNA-templated transcription. Gene Ontology annotation, molecular function: DNA binding; sequence-specific DNA binding; transcription cis-regulatory region binding. The record is from RefSeq and is a predicted model, not a curated record.